Messenger RNA from Callithrix jacchus (white-tufted-ear marmoset), 1464 nucleotides. RefSeq names its product CD27 molecule (gene CD27). Gene Ontology annotation, molecular function: transmembrane signaling receptor activity; protein binding. Gene Ontology annotation, cellular component: external side of plasma membrane. The record is from RefSeq and is a predicted model, not a curated record. Gene Ontology annotation, biological process: negative regulation of apoptotic process; positive regulation of T cell differentiation; positive regulation of B cell differentiation. Lineage: Eukaryota; Metazoa; Chordata; Mammalia; Primates; Cebidae.
CGUUUUGUCACAGAAGCAGGAGUAGGUGGGUUACAGGCUUCAUGAGCAGGAGAGGCGGAAACUAAGGGAGGCUCGUGUGUCAGAGGAGGCAUGUUUAAAAAGCAGCAGGUCUGACGGAGUCUGCCUUAAUACUCUCCCCAGCACACGGAAGGAGGGAGGGGGUGGAGGUUGCUGCUAUGAGAGGAAAAAAAAAGCCGCCACAACAGAGCUUCUGCCUUCAAAGGUUGGCUUGUCACCUGAAGCAGCCACUGCCCAGGGGUUGCAAAGAAGAGACAGCAGCGCCCAGCUUGGAGGUGCUAACUGCAGAGGCCAGCGGUCAGCAACUGGGCACAGAAGGAGCUUCCUGGGCAGGAACCAUGGCACGGCCACAUCCCUGGUGGCUGUGCAUUCUGGGGACCCUGGUGGGGCUCUCAGCUACUCCAGCCCCCAAGAGCUGCCCAGAAAGGCACUACUGGGCUCAGGCAAAGCUGUGCUGCCAGAUGUGUGCACCAGGAACAUUCCUUGUGAAGGACUGUGACCAGCACAGAAAGGCUGCUCAGUGUGACCCUUGCGUACCCGGGGUCUCCUUCUCUCCAGACCACCACGCCCGGCCCCACUGUGAGAGCUGUCGGCACUGCAACUCUGGUCUUCUCAUUCGCAACUGCACCAUCACUGCCAAUGCCGAGUGUGCCUGUCCCGAUGGCUGGCAGUGCCGGGACAAGGAGUGCACCGAGUGUGAUCCACCUCCAGACACUUUGCUGACCACUCAGCUGUCUCAGGCCCUGGACCCACACCUUCAGCCCACCCACUUACCUUAUGUCAGUGAGAUGCUGGAAGCCAGGACAGCUGGGCACAUGCAGACCCUGGCUGGCUUCAGGCAGCUGCCUGCCCCAACUCCCUCUACCCACUGGCCAGCCCAAAGCUCCCUGUGCAGCUCAGAUUUUAUUCGCAUCCUUGUGAUCUUCUCUGGAACGUUUCUUGUUUUUACCCUGGCUGGAGCCCUGUUCCUCCAUCAACAAAGGAAACAUAGAUCAAACAAAGGAGAAAGUCCUGUGGAGCCUGCAGAGCCUUGUCCUUACAGCUGCCCCAGGGAGGAGGAGGGCAGCACCAUCCCCAUCCAGGAGGAUUACCGAAAACCGGAGCCUACCUCCUCCCCCUGAGCCAGUGCCUGCGGGAGCUGCAUUACAGCCCUGGCCUCCACCCCACACCGCCAACCAUCCAGGGAGAGUGAGACCUGGCAGCCGCAACUGCAGCCCCAUCCUCUUUUCAGGGCCUUUCAUGUGUACACCUGUGACAGAGUGCCUUUUCGAGACUGGCAGGGACAAGGACAAAUAAGGAUGAGGUGGAGGGUGGGAAGCAGGAGGCUGGCCAGCUGCACCUGCGCUGCAGGAGGGCAGGGGCUCUGGUUGUAAAACACACUUCCUAAUUCGAAAGGUUCACAUGCUACAAGACGGGCGAAAUAAAGUGACAGAUGACCACCCUGCA